Messenger RNA from Erpetoichthys calabaricus (reedfish), 1371 nucleotides. Its product is annotated as macrophage mannose receptor 1-like. The record is from RefSeq and is a predicted model, not a curated record. The transcript is spliced from 6 exons. Bases 1 to 1371 code for a protein of 456 amino acids. NCBI's taxonomy places the organism in Eukaryota, Metazoa, Chordata, Cladistia, Polypteriformes, Polypteridae.
AUGGAGUACGUGACCAAGGAGUGUAGUGCUCAUGCACUCAAGCAGAAGAACUACACUUUGGUGACAACAUCUGCAAAAUGGGAUGACGCACUCACGUACUGCAAGAAGGCUGGCCAAGAUCUGGCCAGUGUGGUCACUGUUCAGGAACGUGACAAAGCCACGUCACUCAUUCAGAGACAAUCCCAGAAGCCUCUGGAGGUCUGGGUGGGACUACAGAAGAAGAAAGAGUGGACCUGGUCAGACGGCUCUCCGGUGAACAUACUCUUCCUGUCAAACUUGUUUGGAUUUGUAAAAGAUCCGUGUGGAAGGCUGACCACCUCCGGCUUCCAGGUCUCAGACUGCAACACCAAGCUGCCAUUUCUCUGCCAGAGCAUUAAAGAUAUAAACGUAGCGAAUAUUCCGCCUGACAAAGUAAGUUCUGUGGUCACCAACUACUCAACAAAUGAGUUUUACUUAGUGAGAGACUUGCUAAGCUGGGCGGACGCUCAGAGGUUCUGCCAAAACAACUUCACGGACCUCGCCAGCCUCCAUCCUCCAGAGCAAGAAGACGUCCGCCUGAAGGUCCUCAACAUGAGUGUGACGUACGCCUGGAUUGGCCUGAGUAAACCGGCCGGCAAGUGGGUCUGGACGGACAACACAAAUCUGGAGGUUGCAGAGUGGGCCCCGGGAGAGCCCGACAACUACAACAACAACGAAUACUGCGCCAUGUUCUAUGUCAACGGCUGGAACGACAAGAACUGUGCGGCUCAGUUUCCUUUCCUGUGCUACAGAGGUAAGAAGUCAGAGGCUGAACUGGGCGAAAAAGACAAAGGGUGCCAAGUGGGCAACCCUGUUUUAUUGCAAAAUCAAAAAAAAAAUGCCGAGACAGAAGUGGCAUCAACAGCAACAACCGUUUCUGUGGCAAAAAUCCCACCUGACAGAGUGAUCCGCAUUCCCACCCAGUUCUCCAUAAACGAGUUUUAUUUUGUGAAUUACUCCUUAAACUGGGCAGACGCUAAAAGCUACUGCGAGGUGAACUUUACCAGCCUCACCAGCCUCAAGCCCACAGAGCAGGAAGACGUUCGACUGAAGGUCCUCAGCUGGAAUGAGGUGUUCGCCUGGAUCGGCCUGAGUAAACUCGAGGACCUGUGGGUCUGGACGGAUGGCACAGAGCUGCAGGCCCCACAGUGGUCUCCUGGCGAGCCAAACAACUUCAACAACAAUAGUGAAUAUUGUGCCAUGUUCUGGUUCAAUGGCUGGAAUGACAUGAACUGCGCGGCUCAGUUUCCUUUUGUGUGUUACAGAGGUAAGCAAACAGCCAGGGCCAGAGUCAUAAAAUCUGAAACCCCCCAGAUACAUCUGUGGGGACCACUGGAAAAUGUUUUAUUUUAA